Messenger RNA from Chionomys nivalis (European snow vole), 2764 nucleotides. Its product is annotated as regulator of G-protein signaling 4-like. The transcript has 5 exons. The coding region runs from base 128 to 745 and encodes 205 amino acids. Lineage: Eukaryota; Metazoa; Chordata; Mammalia; Rodentia; Cricetidae. The record is from RefSeq and is a predicted model, not a curated record.
GCUUGGGAGCCAGAGGCUCAGAGAAUUCUGACCGCGUCUUUGUCUAGCAGAAGCAACUGUGCUCAAGACAGAAACGAGCUCUCCUCCUGCAUUUCUCUCCUCGCUGCGAAUCACACAGUUAAACAACAUGUGCAAAGGACUUGCAGGUCUGCCGGCUUCCUGCCUGAGGAGUGCAAAGGAUAUGAAACAUCGGCUGGGGUUCCUGCUGCAGAAGUCUGACUCCUGUGAGCACAGCUCUUCACACAGCAAGAAGGACAAAGCAGUCACUUGCCAGAGGGUGAGCCAAGAAGAAGUCAAAAAAUGGGCUGAAUCAUUGGAAAACCUGAUUACCCAUGAAUGUGGACUGGCAGCUUUCAAAGCUUUCCUGAAAUCAGAAUACAGUGAAGAGAAUAUUGACUUCUGGAUCAGCUGUGAGGAGUACAAGAAAAUCAAGUCACCUUCGAAACUAAGCCCCAGGGCCAAGAAGAUCUACAAUGAGUUCAUCUCAGUGCAAGCAGCAAAAGAGGUGAACCUAGAUUCUUGCACCAGGGAGGAGACGAGCCGGAACAUGUUAGCGCCCACGAUCACCUGUUUUGACGAAGCCCAGAAGAAGAUUUUCAACCUGAUGGAAAAGGAUUCAUACCGUCGCUUCCUCAAGUCUCGAUUCUAUCUCGACUUGGCUAGUCCUUCCAGCUGCGGGGCAGAGAAGCAGAAAACACCCAAGAGUGCUUCAGACUGUGCCUCCUUGCUGCCUCAGUGUGCCUAAUUCUCACCAGAGGCAGAAAGUAGAAAUGCCAAGACUAUGCUCCAGAGAAUCUGAGGCCAAAUAUUGAUCCGUAUUAAGUACCAAUGCUUUCUCCACGUUGUAGCCUAGUGUCCAUGCUGCCUGCUGUGUGUGAGUCAUGUCCAUGUAAAACUAGACUUGGUUGUGGCUGUCGGGGUUUUCCUUGGCGUAUGACCCAACUCAUUUCAAAUUUCCCCAAGUUUCCUUAAGGGUAUCACGUGAGCGAGUCUCCAAAUAAUGUCCCUGGAUUUUCAAAGAUUGCUGGCAGGGCUCCCCUUCCAGCAGUUUGGUUGGUCCAUCUCCUUGACAACACACGCACAUGCAACAUCAGCCAGCAGCACUUCCUACAGACUCCCGAUGUGUAGGUGAGAUUGAUGUGUGUGUAUGUAUAUAUUAAAUAUAUCUAAUAUAUGCAUAUGCAUUUUGUAUAUAUUGUAUCUAUGUAUUCAAAUAUGUCUGUGAAUGUACAUUCACAUGUGCACACAUAUUUCUACAAGAUUAAAUGGGAAAGACCCUAGGUGCUCAAAUUGGAGUAUGCACGCAUGCUUACAUGCAUGUUCUGAUCUCUGGUCCUUUAUAUUGUGUUUGAACAGGGCAAACUAAAUUAACUGCCAUGCAGGCUAAGAAAGGAACACUAGCUUGUGGAAAGCAAGCUCUAUAGAACCAUCAGGUCUUGAUGCUAAGCACUGAUGACACACGGAGCACUAAGCUAAGGGGUGAACACUCUGAAAACUCUGGGGCUGACACAGAACUGCCUUGCACCAGUGGUCACGACUGGCACUUUUAGGUCCCUAUGUUGAUGGCUUCUCUCCUUUGCCUGGGUGCUCAGGGCAUGCGAUUUAGCUGCUGUAUUCUUCUGGAGUUGGGAGAUGGGAUAUUUGAGCCUAGUGAAGGAAAGUGGCCCAGGCCUAGCCGACUAGAGGACCUAAAGAUUGUCCUGCUUCUUUCCUCUCUUGAUAAGGUGCUCUUCUGUUCCCAUCCCCAAGAGCUUCAGCCGGCAGAUGAGUCUCUUAGUUCACUGUGGUGGGUGGUUCACUUUCAGAACCGUGGCCUGGCUCGAAGCUUCAAGCCUACAUUUGUAAAGCCUCGCCACGGGGAAGGCCUUGUUUUGUAAAAAGGAUGUAAGUUCUCACACACUGAAAAGCACUCCUUGCUUUUCUGCUUUGGGGUAAGAGUUCUUCCACCCUAUCUCAAACAUCAAGGGUAGCAGAGACUAAUGAAAGGAGAGAGGAAAGAAAAAAAAAAAGAAAGAGGGCAGGAUAUCAGUUGGUAGAACUACUGUUUGGAAUACUUGAAAAUUUCUCAUUUGUAUUAUUUAUGAUGUUGUUUUGUACGAUGUUUAUAUUACUGUAUUGUUUUAUAAGUGGAAGUACAGGUUAUUACCCGAAUUACUAAUGAAUGCCCAGGAAGUAAUUUUCUUCUCAUUCUUCUAAAACUACUGUCUUCGAGAGCACACCAUACUCAUGCGCACACUGUGCCCAUUGCUCUGGUCUCAGUCACAGGCACGGGCACAUAAGCCAAUGUACUGAGCUGCAGAAUGAAGACACUGGAGUAGUGUGUAUCCAAGUCUCAUUGUAUUGAAUAAGCUGGUUUUCUAACUGUUUCCUGUUGUCUCUUUGACAGUCUUGUUUGUCCCAAGAGCUCCUCAUCAAUGUUCCCCAUCCCCUUUCUGUUAUACACAGUUCCACGAUCUUGUUUGUACAACUUUCUGGUCUUGCCAUAAUGUUAUCAUAACUUCGAGAUUGUGCCUGUACUCACAGACUGCCGUCUCACAAAUAGGUCUGGAAAGUCAUUCUGAAUGAGAAGUAAAUUAUUUUCUGUAAUACAUUUUGAGUGUGUUUUCAGUUGUAUUUCCAUCGCUCUUUGAUAGGGUGAGCCUGCCUGCUGCUGGUCCACACAGAGACUACUUCUUCCGUAUGCAUGCCUGUUUCUAUCAUGUGCUUUAUUGGCCUUGAUGAUGAUGCUUUCGAUGAAACACACAUAACAAGAGUAAAUAAAUAC